Molecule: messenger RNA, 453 nt
Organism: Fonsecaea pedrosoi CBS 271.37
Lineage: Eukaryota; Fungi; Ascomycota; Eurotiomycetes; Chaetothyriales; Herpotrichiellaceae
Exons: 2
Coding region: 1-453 (150 amino acids)
Source: RefSeq, a predicted model, not a curated record
AUGAGGGACGAAUUCGCCGUCGAAUUUCCCGAGCUGGCAGGGCUCGUCAAUACAAGGAGGCCGGAUGAGAGGCAACCGCGAAACGACGGUCUCUAUAGCUCCAAGCUGCAAAUGGAUGGACUUUCCAAAUCUAUGUUAGAUGCUGUUGACGAGCCCACAAGGCAGCCUGACACGCCGACGGCGGUGUCCAUCACUUCUUCCGAAGAAGCUCUCCUGUUGAGCAACGGCAUCAAUGGCGGUGGACCAGAGUCUAUCGGUACUUCGAACCAUAGCGGUUCCCAUGAUUCUCUACAAGGCGGCCUUUCCUUCGACGAGUCACCGAUGUCGGUGCCGCCCCCUCUCGUAUUUGCCUGGCAGUCUGGACAAUUGGCAAGCUCGAGUUGUCCUAUCAGAAUCAGAAAACGCGAGAACGCUCGAAACACCGCGACAGGGAACGGCUCCAUGUACCAAUAA